AUGGAUCACAUAAAGCAGGCAAUUGAAAAUGACCCUUACGGAGCUAUCUUUGGAAGGAGACUUGAGCCAUUGAAGUCUUUUGAGAGAUUCGAUAAGACUUUUACAUCCUUAUGUCGUACGCUGUUUGGGCUCGGUGACAAAUCCUUGGACAAGGCUCAUGCGGAUAUAGCCCAUGGGACGCCGCGUACCAUGACGACCACGGCAAGGUCUAAAAAGACCUCGGACACGCUCAAGAAACCUCAGCCAACCGAGUCAGGUAAGCCAAGAGGCCCAGUCGCGAUUCACACAAAGAAGAAUGUCACGAGAUACGAGUUCGACCCUAUUAGCGGUCGUAUGAUUCCUAAGAAAGCCAAGAAUCCGGAUGUUGCUGAGAAAGGUGAAGGUGGGAGAAGCCCAGUUCUUUCGGCUGCGGACACUACCUCCGCCUUGGAGACUACCGGCUAUAUGUCUCCUCUAAUCCGAGAUCCAGUGGAGUCUGGCUCUCAGGAUGCUUAUAUUCAGGAAAAAUGUAAUGGUGACUUGGCGACAGACGUUGCACCAAUGACGGUCGUGAAAAAUCAAUCGCAGAAGACCCCACCUCGCGCCGAUUCGGAAACGGCUCAGACUGAGUCUACAGAUUAUCUCAAAGCAGCACGAGAGUCAGCCCAACAGGAGAACCUGUCCGAAUUUCCAGAUAGCGACUCGGUCAAGCCAUUCUUAAGACAUGAUGCGCACCAAGGAGCCAUACAAUCGCAAUCACUUUCUGAAGAUCACAUACCUACCCUGGAAAUGGACGGUCCGGUCACCAAUGAUAAGCCCACUUCUUCGAAUUUCGCCAAACUGAACGAGAUUGGAGAGGACUUGGCAAGAUCACAGAACACAUGUCGGAAACAGGAAGAAGAAGAGCUAGAGUCCUUGAGUGCAAGCGAUAUCCGUGCCUCAUAUCUGAGGAAGGAGCCAGAUCUCGAUGCUCGCGCAUCACAAGACUCGAAUGAGUCGAAUGAAAUGUUGAACUCCCAAACCAACACUACUGGCCAAGUUGAUACAAGCAUUGACCCGGGCAAUGAAUGUUUUCAAGAGGCAACUGACCAAGGCCUUUCAUCCACAACAGAGGACUUGGUAGUCUCGGACAAGUUUCAAGAUGUGGCCUCAGAGACAGCAAUUGCCUCGGAUCAACUCGCCUUGAAUGAAGUACAGGGAGCUGUGCCGUCUUCGAACUCACCCAUAACUGUUCCGCACAACCUCUUUGGUCAGGUAAACGCCGAGACUUAUCGCGUGCUCGCAUUUGAUCCCAUCGCUAUUAGUAUAACCGAAGCAGAAACAAGCUCAUCUUUCCAUCCGCCAGAUGAAAUCUCUCACCCCGCCGAGAUACUCAACCGCCUGAACAAUCCUGCAAAGUUCUUACCGUACUUUGAGAAGUUGAAUGACAAUGGGUAUGAGAUUGUCUCUGGUGGUGGGGAUGUUCUCGUCUUCAGAAAGACGCGAAAUUCGUUUGAGCAGAUCGAAGGAGCCAAUGCCGACCCUAAGAAGGGCACAACGCUGUCUUCAUCAACAUUUAAUGACCAGCAGCAGCACGAACAAAACCCUGACAUUGUACUUCAAGGAUCACAAAGCACCACAUCCGGGACCGGGGAAAAGGCCUCGCAAGGAAGUAAGUCUGCGAAAUUCCUCCGCAGAAUGCUUCUUGGUGGCGUGGCUACUGCUGGAACUUGCUACGCGCUAGGCGUUGUCACUGAGUAUUUCCGCACUGGUGGAGAAGACGGGCGUGGAAUCGAUGCCUUUACAGCAUUCGAGUCCGAACGCCGCCGUCGUGAAUGA
This is a messenger RNA of Aspergillus fijiensis CBS 313.89, 1797 nucleotides long. RefSeq lists its product as uncharacterized. The transcript is spliced from 2 exons. NCBI's taxonomy places the organism in Eukaryota, Fungi, Ascomycota, Eurotiomycetes, Eurotiales, Aspergillaceae. Bases 1 to 1797 code for a protein of 598 amino acids. The record is from RefSeq and is a predicted model, not a curated record.